Molecule: messenger RNA, 864 nt
Organism: Plectropomus leopardus (leopard coralgrouper)
Lineage: Eukaryota; Metazoa; Chordata; Actinopteri; Perciformes; Serranidae
Gene: cxcl8a
Product: chemokine (C-X-C motif) ligand 8a
Biological process (GO): immune response; chemotaxis; defense response
Cellular component (GO): extracellular region
Molecular function (GO): chemokine activity
Source: RefSeq, a predicted model, not a curated record
GAAGGUGGCUGAAGCAAGAAAAGCAAAGGUGGAGAAGAGAAGAGAACUGAGUAGAAGAAGAAAAAGGAUUCAGUGGAAUAAAAAGCUUCCUCUGUACUUUGACAUUCAGGCUUCGUCAGACAGCUUCCUGAAAGACAUUCUUCAUCUUUAGUAAUAAUUUUACAGAACUUGUAAAAGGCAAAAUGAUGAGCUGCAGAGUUAUUGUCAUCUCGAUUGCUGUGCUCCUGGCCUUCCUUGUGGUCAGUGAAGCAAGCCUUGGAGUGGAGCUGCACUGCCGCUGCAUCCUGACCGAAAGCAAACCCAUCGGAAAACACAUCGAAAAGGUGGAGCUGAUUCCUCCCAACUCCCACUGCGAUGAGACUGAGAUCAUUGCCACUCUAAAAAGGUCUGGCCUGGAGGUUUGCCUGGACCCAGAAGCUCCCUGGGUGAAGAAAGUGAUUAAUAGGAUCAUGUCCAACAGAAGUUAAACAGACCAGGAAUGUCACGCUUUACGAACUGUUUAAAGACAAAUGAAAAAUACCGAGAAGUAUUUGCUGUCAUCAUCCCUCUUUUUAAUACCAGAAUACUACUGAGUGUCCUGAUCAAACUCUGAAGAUGACAACUGAAUUUAACCACUAAUGUUAUGUUUGUAUCAAACAAAUUAUUUAUUACAAAGUCUCUGCUUGUUUCUAUGUCAUUUGUGUGCUGUAGCCACUUACUCCCAUUUGGCUGCUCCUGUUGCACUGCAUUACUGUUGUAUGUCUUCAAAUUAUGUGCUCAACAUAUUUAUUGAUGUAUUUAUGAAACAAUAAUGUAUUUGGUUUUAGUUGUGUGGGUCUGUGGACAACCUGUAGAUUUAAUAAAGAAGUUUCUAUGAAAUUGAAA